Molecule: messenger RNA, 1635 nt
Organism: Cydia splendana
Lineage: Eukaryota; Metazoa; Arthropoda; Insecta; Lepidoptera; Tortricidae
Product: cytochrome P450 6B2-like
Exons: 3
Coding region: 72-1619 (515 amino acids)
Molecular function (GO): heme binding; iron ion binding; oxidoreductase activity, acting on paired donors, with incorporation or reduction of molecular oxygen
Source: RefSeq, a predicted model, not a curated record
GUACUUUCCUUAAACCCCAGUUCAUAAAUAUUAUUAUUUGUUUUCGUUAAACGUCCAUUUUGUGUUUUACAAUGUUGUGGUUGUUAGUGGGUUUAUUAACAUUAGUACUAGUGUUGUACUUUUACGGAACGCGGACUUUCGGGUACUGGGCGAAGCGCGGGGUGAAGCACGAUGCUCCCGCACCGUUCUUUGGCACCGCGAAACGACAGUUCCUCCAGCAGAUAUCUUUAGCUGACAUUUACGACGAGAUGUACCAGAAGUAUCCCAACGAAAGAUUCGUCGGAUACUACCUCAUGACUACUCCGGUGCUGAUUCUAAGGGAUCCCGGAUUGGUUAAACAUGUUUUAGUGUCUGAUUUCAACCACUUUUCCUCCAGAAACAUGUUCCCUGUUGGCAAACAUCCUGAACCGCUUUUGAAAAAUCUGAUAACCUAUGAAGGCGAUCUCUGGAAGUUGUUGAGGCAAAAGAUGACGCCCGCGUUCACGGCCGGAAAGUUGAUGGCAAUGUUUCCCCUGAUCGUGGCGAGUGCCGAGAAGCUACAGCGCGUGGCGACCGAGGCGGCGGCAAGCGACGCCGAGGUCGACAUGCGGGACCUCAUGGCGCGCUACACCACCGACUUCAUCGGCGCCUGCGGUUUCGGAAUUGACACUGAUACACUCAGCGAUAAGAACAACAUGUUCACGUAUUUGGGUAAACGCAUAUUUAAACAAGAAAGGAGAGAUAUGAUUGUGGCGAUCCUUAAAUAUGCCAUGCCGAGUUUGAUGACCAGUUUUCACUUCUUUGCACCAGAGAUCGAGAAAGUUAUGAUGAAGUUGGUAAAAACCAUAAUGCAGGAACGGGAUUAUAAGAACUCGGGCAGGAAUGAUUUCAUCGACUCCCUUUUGGAUUUGAAAGAGAAAGGAAAAUUGAUACGCGAAUCUCUGGUGCACAAAAAUGCUGAUGGCACUCCUUGUGUGGUUGAGAUUGAGAUGGACGACGAAAUGAUGGUGGCCCAGGUGUUCCUGUUCUUCGCCGCCGGGUUCGAGACGUCCUCCUCGGCGACCAGCUACACGCUGCACGAGCUGGCGCACCAUCCCGAGCACCAGAGGAGGUGUCAGGAGGAAAUUGACGCGGUACUCGCGCGUCAUGAUAACAAAUUAUCUUAUGACGCCGUCAAGGAGAUGAAAUUUUUGGAAAUGUGUUUCAGUGAAGGCAUGAGGCUAUUUCCUUCCCUCGGAUUUUUGCAACGCAAAUGCAUGAAAGCUUACACUAUCCCGGACACGGACGUGACCAUCGACCCAGGGGUCAACAUCAUCGUCCCGGUCAAGUCGCUGCACCUGGACCCGCAGUACUUCCAGCACCCGGAGGAGUUCCGGCCGGAACGGUUCCACCCGGACAAUGUUUCCGCCAUCGACAAGUAUACAUAUCUGCCCUUCGGGACCGGACCGAGAGCUUGUAUUGGCGAACGUCUAGGCUACAUGCAGUCGCUGGCCGGUCUGGCAGCCCUGCUGAGCCACUUCUCUGUGGCUCCCAGCAUCAACACGCGCCGCAAGCCGAUCAUAGACACCAAGGUUGUGGGCGUUCAGAGAGUCAAAGGAGGCCUGCCCCUAGCCCUUAUCGCCAGGAAAAAGACCCAGUGAAGGCACUAAAGUGAAA